This is a messenger RNA of Hevea brasiliensis (rubber tree), 1580 nucleotides long. Its product is annotated as MATH domain and coiled-coil domain-containing protein At3g58410. Gene Ontology annotation, molecular function: protein binding. The record is from RefSeq and is a predicted model, not a curated record. Lineage: Eukaryota; Viridiplantae; Streptophyta; Magnoliopsida; Malpighiales; Euphorbiaceae. The coding region runs from base 108 to 1316 and encodes 402 amino acids. The transcript has 8 exons.
AAAUUAUCAAGAAAUUAAGGCUUCUAUAUGUAUAUAUGUAUAUAUGCUUCGAAGCUGAUGAACAUACUAUUUUGAAGAACUUGGAUUUUGCCAAUAGUCAUUAAGUCAUGGCAGAAGGCAAAGCGAUGUGCAAUGCUGCUCCAUUUAAAUUCACAUGGAGAAUUAACGAGUUUUCCAAAAAGACAGAAAAAGUGUAUUCAGAAGAUUUCUCUGCUGGUGGUUGUAAAUGGCGUUUGGCUAUUUACCCCAAAGGAAACAAUGUGAAUUAUUUGUCAAUAUACCUGGAAGUUGCUUAUCGAAAAAAUUUGCCGGAAGGAUGGAGUACGGAAGCAAAAUUUAGCUUGGCAGUUGUUAAUCAAAUCAAUAGCAGGUCCACAGUCAGAAAGGAUACACAAAAACAAAUUGUAUUCAACGCAUCGGGAAUGAAUUGGAGUUGGGGUUUCGCAUCUUUCAUUCCUCUUAGCAAAUUAAAAAAUCCUUCGGAAGGAUAUCUUGUGGGAGAUAGCCUUAUGGUUGAAGCUGAGGUUCUUGUUUAUAAUGGCCAGCAUCACUUAAGCCGUGACCCUAAAAAAGAAGUAGCUAGUACAAAACUAUCUGAGCCAGUGGCUGUACCACCAACUGUUAUUGAAACUCCUUUAACAACUAAACCAUUAAAGAAGACUAAAGAACCCAUUCAAACCACUACUGCCACCAGUGAUCAAGAAGUCAUCAAGUCAUCGCCACCUCCUUCAAUGACUGCUGAGACAAUGAUUCUUCCAAAGACUAAAGAACCCAUUCAAACUACUGGUCCCACCAGUGAUCAAGAACUUAUCAAGUCAUCAUCACCGCCUCCUUCAACUGCUGCUGAGACAAAGAUUCUUCCAAAGACUAAAGAACCCAUUCAAACUACUGCUCCCACCAGUGAUCAAGAACUUAUCAAGUCAUCAUCACCGCCUCCUUCAAUUGCUGCUGAGACAAAGAUUCUUCCAAAGGUUCUGUCUCACUUGGCAGAAUUAAAAGAGAGUAUUCCUGUGGCUGCAACUAUUGCAAAAACUGCUCAAGCUCACAGAACAUCUCUUUCGGGGAAAACCACUGAUCUUGAAGCAAGAUUGGCACAAAGAGAAAAGAAACUAAGUUUCUUGGAGACUGAAUUCUCUAGACUUUCCAAAGAAGAAGAAAAAGUAGAGGCUCGAUUUCAAUUCUUAAUUACCCAGAAGGAGAAAAUUCUUGCUAAUAAGAAGUAUGUUUUAGCUGACUUGGAGAAAACAAAUGAUGAAGCUUUAAAAGAUUUGGAAGAAUGGCGAAAUCUGGAAAGUGAAAUCAAGCAGGUGAAUUAAGUGUCCGUUGGAAACUCUUCAAGGAGGAUUUGGGUCUUGGAAAGCUUAACAUUCUGUAAUUACUUCUGUCACGGCUCGAUCCCAUAGGCUAGACCGGCACUAGGACUUGGGCCAGUAUAAAGCCCCCGAGGCCCGUAGUAAGUCUUACUGUUCCUAGAUCCAUAACCAAGGCCAAAAAACUUAGGCCCAACAUGUAAAUAAAAUUAAAUAAAAUAAAAUAUUUUUAUUCGGGUCAACCCAACCCGAUAACCAUAAAAAACUGAA